Molecule: messenger RNA, 426 nt
Organism: Drosophila miranda
Lineage: Eukaryota; Metazoa; Arthropoda; Insecta; Diptera; Drosophilidae
Product: U6 snRNA-associated Sm-like protein LSm3
Exons: 3
Coding region: 1-426 (141 amino acids)
Biological process (GO): P-body assembly; mRNA splicing, via spliceosome
Cellular component (GO): Lsm1-7-Pat1 complex; U4/U6 x U5 tri-snRNP complex; P-body
Molecular function (GO): RNA binding
Source: RefSeq, a predicted model, not a curated record
AUGGCCACCGAAGAGGAGCAGCUCAGUCAGGUAAUUUUGCCGGUGAAGGAGCCGCUGGAUCUAAUUCGCCUGAGCUUAGAUGAAAAGGUGCACGUGAAGAUGCGCAACGAGCGGGAGCUGCGGGGGCGUCUACAUGCGUUCGAUCAGCAUCUGAACAUGGUGCUGGGCGAUGCAGAGGAGACCGUCACCACCGUGGAGAUCGACGAAGAAACAUACGAGGAGGUUUACAAAACCACAAAGCGCACCAUUCCCAUGCUGUUUGUGCGAGGCGAUGGCGUUAUCCUGGUAUCGCCAGGAUAUUCCCUUCGCGAGAAUUUAGCGCCUUCUAUUACCCACGGUUGCUGUGAUUACGCAGUGGCCUCGUCAUGGCUGCUCUUUGUUUGCGCUGGCGUCACACUUUCUCCGAUGAGCACUCUUGCCAGCUAA